Messenger RNA from Toxotes jaculatrix (banded archerfish), 2169 nucleotides. Its product is annotated as neurofilament heavy polypeptide. The coding region runs from base 123 to 1970 and encodes 615 amino acids. The transcript is spliced from 10 exons. The record is from RefSeq and is a predicted model, not a curated record. Lineage: Eukaryota; Metazoa; Chordata; Actinopteri; Toxotidae.
AAACAUCUCUACCUGCCUGCCUACGCGACACAGAGAUCCAGAGGAGGCUCGACACCACUCCGCUCUGACAGCGCUAACACGGCUGACUUAACAGGUUGAACAUCCAAGAAAAUACUGGCAUCAUGUCCAAAGAUGUCGAUAGAAACCAAGUGUUUAAAACCACCAGGGUGCGGACUGCACUGAAGAACGAUGGCAGCUGGAUCCACAAAUCUGAACAGGAAAAAGGAGAGCAAAACAAACCACGGUAUACUCAACAGCUAAGGACGGAUCAUGCCGUGGAGACCAUGUCCACUCCAGUCAGGCAGAAAUCAUACGUGCUCUCCACAGCCAAGAAAUUUGAAUCAACAGACUCUCCACAGAGCUCUUCUCUCGAAAAGACACAGCCUUCUCCAUCUGAAGGUGAUUCAGCUAAUCAGGCAAAUAUUGAAGUUAUUCCUCUCCAAAAAGAUGCUCAGCCCGAGGUGUCAACAGUGGAGACCACAGACAAUACAAAGCCCCAAGCACCCACAGAGGAACUUUUUUCUGGAGAGGCACAACCAGAAAAAAAUGUUGCCAACACAGCUGCAGAAAACAAGGAAGAAUCUGCUGACACACCAGUCGCCCAGUUGAAUGUAGAGCACGGUGAGAAGGCUGUUGAAGUCUAUGCAGAUGUUCAUGUAGAGCCAGAUGAGCAACCGGUUGCCAACACAGCAGCAGAAAACAAGGGAGAAAAUGCUGAUACAACAGCUGAGCAGUCAAACGAAGAACACACUGAGGCUAAGGCCUCUGCAGAUGCUCAUGUGGAAGAUCCUGUUUUAGAAACCUCUGAUGUGGCUGGUACAGAACAGAGUAAAGACCCUGCAGAGGCUGAACUGAAACCUGAAGAGGAACCUUCAAUCGAAACAGAGCCAACAAAUGCAACGCAACUGGAGGAUGUACAACCUGCAGAGGGGAGUUGUAAGAAAUAUCCUCCAGAACAUGCUGCAGAAGAAAUUUUUGAAGCUGUAGCUGUGGUUGUGGUGGAAUCAUCAUCUGAUACAAGUGAUGUGAUUCAUUCAACACCAGGAGAAGAGGCUGCUCUCCAAAACAGUGUGGAACAAGUCCCUGACUUAUUGGUAGAAUCUGUAUUUGAAUCACCCACUCAGUGUGCUACUGAAACUACUACAGAGGAGGGCUGUGAGAGAUGUCCUCCAGAACAAAGUUCAGAAGAAACUGUUGAGGCUGAGGUGGUGGUGGAGUCAUCACCUGAGACCCCUGCUGUAAAUAAUGCAACACCAAGAGAUGAGGCUUCUCUACAAGGCACUGUGGAAUCAGCCCUUGAUGUAUCUGAAUCGCCUACUCAAUCUGCUGCAGAAACUGCAGUCGAGUCUGUAGAGUCUAAAGUCGAGCCUGCAGCUCCAACAGAAUCAGUUUUCAAUAUCAGAGCUGAAGUAGUUGAGUGUGAAGUCCAUCCUGUUGAUAACACUGUUGUGGAGCAAAGUGUUGAGCCAGCACCUGAGAAUGCAGCAGAUCAUGUGAUUGAGUUGAGCAUUGAGGAUGCGCUUGAACCCGUACCUGCUUCAGAAGGUGGAGAAGUUCAGUUUUCUGACAGAGCCAUUGAACUGAUCGAUGCAUUAGAUGUGGAGCCAUCCACACCCGAAGCUCCUCCUAAACCUGUGGAAGAUACACAACAAUCCCACGGAGAGGAGUCAAAACCAAACCAGUCUGACGAUACAAACACCACCGACAUGUUUCAAAAGCCCAGGGAGGAGCAGCAGUCCACAUACACUCUGAAAGAGACCAGGAAUGGCGAAGCGGUUUGUUCUUUUUGUGACCAGAUAAUUGAUGGAAAUGUGAAGCUCACACUCAGUGAACCUCUGGUGACUUGCCACGCUGACUGUUUAAAGUGUGGUGUGUGUGCUAAGAUCCUGGGAGACUUGACGACCCCCAUGUUCCUGCAUGACCAAGUGAUCCACUGUCGUGGCUGCUUUGCAAAAACUCUUGAGGCCUGAAGCGUAACUGGGACAAACGUGUUGUCAGAAGACUCGAGGCAUAAUGUGAUUAAUGUGUUGUACUGGCGGAGAACCUCAUCGCUGUUUCCUUAACUCUGUGUUCUGUCUUUUUGAACCAAUUUUCCUGCUGAAAGUUUGUAGGACAUAAUGUAUUGUCAUGAUUUGGAAAAAUACAAAAAGGUUUUUCAUCAUAUUAUUU